Manis javanica (Malayan pangolin) is the source of this 1005-nucleotide messenger RNA. Lineage: Eukaryota; Metazoa; Chordata; Mammalia; Pholidota; Manidae. The record is from RefSeq and is a predicted model, not a curated record.
AUGAGCUGGGGCAGCUCAACUAGGGCUGGAGUGCCCACCUCCCAGAUCACUCACUCCCAGGCUGGCAAUCAGUGCCGGCUGUCUGCUGAGAGCGCAGCUGGGGCGGUUAACAAACAGGUCCAGAACCGCCUGAGUAGGGACCACGAGCAACCUCGUGCGCGCAGCGGCCGGGGCGGGGAGGCUGAGGGUUCGGAGAACCCGGCGCUGGAAACGCCGGCCCCGAGAGGGCUGCCCCCGUCUCCCUCCCGGGCCCCGGCCGGCUGCGUCCCUGCCCGGCCUCUCUCGGACUUCCUGGGUCGCCCGCCGCCGCGGGACCCGAGCGGCCGCUGCCCCGGCUCCAGCCCCCGCAGCCUGGGGAGCCCCGGCGCCCGGGGAGGGAACAGCGGGCGAGCGCGCCCUCGCCCAGCCCCGCGCCCAGCCCUGCCGGCGAGGAAGGACCGGGAAGAUGAACAACGGCGGCAAAGCCGAGAAGGAGAACAGCCCGAGCGAGGCCAACCUUCAGGAGGAAGAGAUGAGCUCACAGUGCCUGCACUUUACCCCAGUGGCCCUGAAGUGUGGGCCCCGUACCCUCUGUACCCAGCGGAGCUAGCGCCUGCCCUACCUCCUCCUGCUGCUUUCACCUACCCCGCCUCACUGCAUGCCCAGGAAGGCGGCUCCAUCGCUGCCCUUUGCUUAGUGAGGAAAUGGAUGCAGACGCACAGAGGCGUGAGGAGCUGUGGAUGCGCUGGCUCCCUCCGUCCGAGGCUACUUCUCAGGGCUGGAAGUCUCGGCAGUUCUGAAUACUGCGUUCCAGGUGUGUGACGGUGGCUGCAAUCUGUCUUGUGGGUAUUAAUGCAAUCUUCAGUGGUGGCUACUGUUCUCAAGCUGUUCUACAAAACUGGAGCAUGCUGGCUUGAGAAAACCUGCCCAGUUUUGAGCCCUUCAAGACUUUGCCACAGCCUCUGUCACACAUCUGUUUCUCGAAGAAAACAAUAUAAUAAAAAUGUUUUACUUUUCUACACUGUA